UUAAUCCAAUCAGGAUUCAGUAAUAGGAACGUACACAAAAUUUCAGCCUUAUUGCAAUGCAUGCAUUCUGCAGGGAUCCUCUUUAUCUCCUUAUAAGUUUUGCAUUUUAAAUAUUUUUUCGAACAUAAAUUGAGCUGGGAAUUAAAGCCAUGAGGAACCAUUCCUAAAUUAUAGUUAUUGGAACAACCUAAUACUAAUAGUGUAUAAGAUUUUGGGGAAAAAUUUCUUGGAGCUUUUAACAUAGUUUACUUGGUGAUGUCUAGACUCUAGACACAAGUUUUAUGCUAUUGAGUUGCACUAGGUUAUUCUUCACAUUUUUAACCAUGACAUCAUACUAUUUUCUGCUUUCAAGUUCACCAUGGCUUUGUUUAAUUAGAUGGAAAGUAUAAAUAGGAAUAUUUUUAACAUUUUAAGAGUGAAAAUCAGGAAAUAAAAACUUUUGGGCAAGAAACUUUUCUACAGAAAACUUUUGGCUUUGCUUAAUUUUCUUCCAAAACUUUUCUACAGAAAAUGCUAUAAGUGUAUCUUGUAAAUUUUAAUGACAACUUUCUUAUAAAAUUUUCAUCCUAACCAAAUACAUUUAAGAAAAUAUUUUUUCCUGUCAUUCAUUUCACUUUCUUUUACUCUUUCUUCUAAUAUUAUUUCCUUUCUUAGCAAAUGAAGCUGAAGGGCAGCCACUAUUUUACUUUUUAUUGUUUGGAAAAAGAGAAUUCAUGUGGCGACCCAUUUCAUAUGGGAUUAAAGAAAGGAUGAUGAGGGUGAUGAUGCUGAUGUCGUCUGGCAAAUAAAACACCCUCCCAUUUUUCCCCUAUGGGGACUUGAACCCUCUACCUUUCACUUUGGAGGUAAAGGAGAUACUACUGGGCUACAACCAUUGGUCAACCACUUAUCUGAAUGGGCUAAACUUUUAAACUCGAGUUGGUUUCCCUAACUGUAGCAUUCCAUCUCUGACUUGGAGCAUUGUAUCUUGGGUGGCAUGGAGGUGGCUUUACAUGCAGUUGACAAUCUAAGUGCAAUGUGAUAUAAUUUAUUUUCAGUUUUUUUUUUUCGUCCUAGGAGAAGGAGCAGGACAAAAAGAGGGAUUAACAUUAUUGACCCAAUGAUAAACAAGUAACACCUUCCUUGUUGGAGCUCUGUGCACUGGGAAAACUCUCUAGUGAUGGGGAAACGUCCAUUAGUUACAAAGCUCGAAUAAGGGAGCAAUAUGGUGCAUGGAAAGCCGAAUGCCAGAAGAUGGUGCCUAUUGUUGGUAGUGGAAAGUUUGUUACGACACCUAUAAUCAGUGAUGAUGGCCAACCAAUACGAGAUCCUUCAACCGACAAUGAUUCAAUAGAUAACAGUGGAACCAUGUCAAGUAAUGACGCUGUUUCAGACAAGAAAGUGAUUCAUUGGAAGCUUGGCUUGCCUCAAAUUGGUCUGGAUGUUGUGCGCACUGAUCGUGCUCUUGUCUUUUAUGAGAGUGAAAUUAAUCAGGCAAAACUUUGGGAUUUGCUUGCUGUUUAUGCUUGGGUUGACAAUGACAUUAGCUAUGUCCAAGGAAUGAAUGAUAUUUGCUCUCCAAUGGUGAUUCUUCUAGAAGAUGAAGCAGAUGCCUUCUGGUGCUUUGAGCAUGCGAUGCGUAGAUUGAGAGAAAAUUUCAGGUGCAGUACAACUUCAAUAGGUGUGCAGUCUCAGUUGAGUACCCUCUCGGAAAUAAUUAAAGCGGUUGAUCCGAAGCUUCAUCAACACCUUGAGGAACUAGAUGGUGGGGAAUAUUUAUUUGCCUUCCGUAUGUUGAUGGUAAUUUUUCGGAGAGAGUUUUCAUUUGUUGAUGCACUGUACCUUUGGGAGGUUAUGUGGGCCAUGGAAUACAAUCCAAACAUGUUUGCAUCAUACGAAGAGUCAGGGCAUGACUCAGGCGUGGUUACGGAUAAAAAUGUUGCACCUAAGAUAAAUAACAAGACGCUCAAGCAGUAUGGCAAAUUUGAGAGAAAAAAUGUGAAGACUGGAAGAUCAGGCCAAAACAGCGCUCUCGUCAUUUUUCUUGCUGCAAGUGUCCUUGAGACAAAGAAUAAGAAACUUCUAAAAGAGGCCAAGGGUAUAGACGAUGUUGUCAAGAUCAUGCAUGACAUAACUGGAAAUAUGGAUGCUAGAAAAGCACUAAAUGAGGCAUUGAAGAUUCAUAAGAAGUACCUGAGUAAGGCAAAAAAAUCAUAGUUUAUGAUUGGGAGAAUUGGCGACGCACAUUGAACGAGGUCUUUACACUUCUUUCCAUUUUCCUAAUAUAUAUAUUUUUUUUGCACCAUUCGUUGCGAAAAUGAUUCUACUCCGCCCCUCAUUGUGUGAUAACUCAAUUCUUCUUUGUAAAAUGGAUUUUUGUAUAUAAGAAUUAUUAUUUUGAUAUGACGUGCAUAUGCUUCAGCAAUUGUAUUUGCAACAUCAAAAAAUAUGAAAAUAAAGCAGAUGAGAGUUCUCUUUUUGGCCUGA
Molecule: messenger RNA, 2466 nt
Organism: Cornus florida
Lineage: Eukaryota; Viridiplantae; Streptophyta; Magnoliopsida; Cornales; Cornaceae
Product: rab GTPase-activating protein 22-like
Exons: 9
Coding region: 1234-2196 (320 amino acids)
Biological process (GO): activation of GTPase activity
Molecular function (GO): GTPase activator activity
Source: RefSeq, a predicted model, not a curated record